AACAAAAUGAGUAGCAAUUGAAGGGUAAGAAGAAGAAGAGGAGAUCUGAGUGAUCAUCCCUGUGAGUCAUGUCUCAAAAGUCAUCAGCAAGCAGCUGUGUUGUUCAAAAUCAAGAAUCCAAAUUCCAAUCAUGGGAACCCUAAUUUACCAGAUUUUCUCCUCCUCUGCUCUCCUCUCUCUCGGUCUCUACCACCUCUACUUCACCAUCCUCACCUUCCUCAAAUCCCCUCCCUCUUUCUCCGCCCGACCCCACCACCCUCUCCCUUCCUCCUCCUCCCGUCUCAAACACCUCCACCUCUACCUCCUCCUCCUCUGCCUCCUCAUCGCCAUCUCUCACCAAAUUCUAAUUUCCUCCGACUCCGAUCCUCUCAUUAAAGGCCACACCCCUGUCCACCUUUUCUCCUCCUUCCAAUCCGCCGCUCUUCUUUUCUUCUUUUUUCUUGUCUCCGUUGCUCUUCUUCUCUCCGAAACUACAACUCUUUUCCCUCUCCCACCUGAUGCCUUCUUCGCUCUGGGUUCUGCUCUCUUCUUAUUGCAGUAUUUCGUCUCUUCCUCUGCUGCUUCCGUUCAGACCUCUGAUCUCCAAGCCAAAUGUGACUCUGUUUCUGCUCAAAUUUCCGCUGUUGUUGCUUUCCUCUGCUCGAUUCUCGCCUUCCAGCCCAAGUUCUUUAUAGCUGAUGUUGGGUUGGCUGCCGCCAUUUGUUUGCAGGGGCUUUGGGUCCUUCAGACUGGGCUUUAUCUUAAUGUUGAAGCGUUUAUUCCUCAGGGUUGUCAUCGGUUGCUUGAUGUGGUGAGUGGGGUUGAGAGUUCUACGGAGUGUGAUCUGGAGGAGUCUAGGUUGAGGGCUGUGGCUAUUUUGGAUCUGCUUUUUGUGGUUCACGUCACGAUUGUGGUUCUUAUUGUUAUGGUUACAUACGCAGUUAUGGCUAGGACUAAUGGAACCAGGAGAUUGGGUUCAUACGAGGCGUUGCCUACUAUUGCUUCUGAUUCUAAUCUUAUUCAGAUGAAGGCUUUGACCGGCACCCAGGCAUGAAAGUUUGAACCUCGAUGGUGCUGUGAUUUCCUCUUGAUUUUCCUUCUUCUUCUUCUUCUUCUUCCUCCUUCUUCUUUAAAAAGAAAAUAUCUUUUAAGUCGUUUCUUAUGAUUCUUUAUGUUAUUGGCAAAUCAUAUAUUGUAUAAGUUAUCUUUUAGUUUAUCUCAAUUUUAUAAUCUCCUGGAAAUAAAAGUCUCUUCUUUUUAUUUUAUUAAACUAA
Molecule: messenger RNA, 1253 nt
Organism: Manihot esculenta (cassava)
Lineage: Eukaryota; Viridiplantae; Streptophyta; Magnoliopsida; Malpighiales; Euphorbiaceae
Exons: 1
Coding region: 131-1033 (300 amino acids)
Source: RefSeq, a predicted model, not a curated record